AUGGAUCUAAAUCAGGAAAUGGACCAGUUGGCGUCUGAAUUCUACAAUGACUUUACGACAAAAGCCAAUGUUGAUAGCAAUCAGAAGGCUGCUUUUACAGAAGAUUUUGUCAUCACACCUGACUCUAGUAAUCAAAAUCAAACUUUUGCUCCGCAAAACCACCGUCAAACGGAUGAGGACUAUGCGCAGUUGUAUUCACAACAUUCAAAGCCUACGGCUAAUUUAAAUGCCAAUGGUUUCCAGCAAGAUAAUCUAGGUGACACGACAUUAACAGAGUUUCAGUUAAACGAUAUAAAUUUCGAUUUCCUUUUGAAAUCGCAGCAGCAACCUCAGCAACAACAAGAGCGAUCAGUGCCACAGAUACAAGAGGGCCUACUAUCAAACAAUACUAGUGGCCCACAGUUUUUCCAAUCGGAUCGAGAGCCUAAUCCAACGCAACAACAAGAACAAUCUUAUUACCAAUUACAACACCAACAAGAUGAAUAUGACAUUAGUGGUAAUUCAAAGGCUGGAGCAGGAAGUAUGCCAGGAGCAUUUGCUCAGCAAGGCGAUAAUAUGGAACUAGAUGAUUCUCCGCCAUUUACUAUUGAGCUGGAUCUCUAUUUCGACCAAGGUCCGGAUAAUAACUCAAUCAUCACUAGUAGCAACCUACAACCUCACCACGACAAUAGAUCAUCAAUCAUUAGCCAUAGCAACAACGCUGGAUAUCAUAGCAAUCAUUUGAAGAGUCCCACGCAGCCCAACGAUUUCAAUGUCAGCCCGUUUGAUGACGCGUCAAGAGUUUCAUCAGUUCAAAACAUAAAGUACAUGGGGAAUAACAAUCUUGACGCAGCUAAAGCUAUCAAUCGACGUAGCCUCAUUGACAAUGAAAGUCAACAAUUUAUGGGGAGGUUGAGAAAUGGAUCUAUAGACUCGUACUACGCAGCCAAUGUUAUCAACCAGCAUUUGCAUCCACAGCUGCAGCUUCCGCAGCAUCAAUAUCAGUAUCAGCAACAAGGUGGUGCUCAAAAUAAUUCAGCAUCCUUUCAGGAGAUGUCACCGAUUACAACAACCACAUCAAAUACGCAUUCCAUAUCUUCUCUACAUUCAACACAGCCGUCGUUUUUUUCAGCACAGCAAUUUUUCACAAGAAACUCAAUAGACCAACAGCCGCUGUCGAUGAACAGGCCUUCUCUGGAUUUAUUUGGUCGUCCUUCCUUGGAUAGUCAGCAAUCGCAACAACAACAGCAACGUAAUGCAAGAUAUACCAGUUUCACCAAUUCCAUUUCCAAUAUGAUUCCAUUUAUGGGUGAUAGAAGUCAAUCUCAAAGGUCGCCUUCAGGUAAUUCAACACAAGCGGUUUUGAAUAGUGGUACCGCACCAAAUCAGCCUAGGCAUUUGAUUCGGUCAAUAUUUAAAUCUAAUUCGGGUUUGAAUUCGAGCCAAAAUCAAAUAAAUGACGAUGCGGACGAAAAGAUGGAUACUAAUGAUGAUGUGAAUAUGGAUGAAAUAUCGAAUCAAUUUUUAACCACACCUGCAGACAACUCCAAUUUGACAAUGAAUUCCGAGUUUGAACCUGAGCUUGAACAACCAAAGAAACAAAGGACAUCCAAGAGAAGCUUGUUUACGAGAUUUAAGUCUUCCAAGCAACCAGAUGACAUUGAUGAUAUUCCAAAAAUUGGUGAAAAAGAGCCUUUGUUACAAGAAAGUGAGAGUUUGGAAACUGCAAAUAUUGGUUCGGGCCAGGCAUCUAGUGGAACUCCAUCUUUUAUGACUGGGGGUCCAGUCAAUUUGGAAAACACAACUUCCGAAUCUUCGCAAAAUGUUGCUGAACCUGAUUAUGCGGCAUUGUUUGAGAAUGUAGGUAAAAGGAAACCUAUGGGGUCGAAUUAUAGAAAACCUAAACGUGAAAAGUCCAAAGAAGAUCAAUCUCAAAUACAACAGCAAAUGAACACCAGUAACACACCCACAACGUCAUCCUUAUUCUUUGGUAAGAACAAUCAAAUAGGUAAAGGGGCAAGCAGUAACAACUCACUUGCUGAUAAUACAAGCGCAACCAAUAUUAGUGUCAAUUCCUCCAAUGCAUCAUCAUCGCUUGCCGGCCAGAGCAUGAUUUUGAAUGAGAAUGAUGACCAAACGGUGACCUCCACAUCUACACCACCACCACCACCGCCAUCCACUUCCUCAUUAGCAACUGCAUCGAAACGUAUAUUAGGAUCGAAGAUCAUGAUGAAGAACAAUAAAAAGUCAUCAUCAAAGAUUACCAAAAAGGAUAAAGAAAAGGACAAAGAUCGUGAUAUUAUUCCACCCGAUGAAGAGCCAAUAAUUGCAUCAUUAGAUACACCAGUAGCAACAAUGAUUUCCAAGGGAGUUGAAGUUGAAGUUGAUUUAGCAUCAUUGGAUUUACCACCCGAUACCAAAAUCUUCCCUACAUCAAUUAUAAAUUCCAAAAAUCGGACUAGGGGUAGAAAAGAAAACAAAGAAGCUGAUUUAAAUGAUGAGACCAAGAUUUAUCUAUGUAAUUAUUGUUCAAGAAGAUUCAAACGACACGAACAUUUGAAACGACAUUUUCGAUCGUUGCAUACAUUUGAAAAACCGUUUGAUUGUCCCAAAUGUAAUAAGAAAUUUAGUCGGUCAGAUAAUCUUCAACAACAUUUAAAGAUUCAUAAUGCAGAUGAUAAUGGAGUUGCUAAGGAGGAAGAAGAGGGAGAUAUUGAAACUGGUGUUUAUAGAGAUGAUAUAUGA
Molecule: messenger RNA, 2724 nt
Organism: Lodderomyces orthopsilosis Co 90-125
Lineage: Eukaryota; Fungi; Ascomycota; Pichiomycetes; Serinales; Debaryomycetaceae
Gene: MNL1
Product: Mnl1p
Exons: 1
Coding region: 1-2724 (907 amino acids)
Cellular component (GO): nucleus
Source: RefSeq, a predicted model, not a curated record